AUGGCCGACAAAGACCGCAUCACCUGCCACGUCCUCGACACCACCGCCGGCCGCCCCGCAAAGGGCAUCCGCGUCCGCCUCGAAGGCCCCGUCCCCAGCUCUCCCAACGCCCACACGGCCGUCAACACCUUCGAGUCUCUCACCAACGACGACGGCCGCAUCACAGUCUGGCUUCCCUACAGCUCCGAGACCUCGUCCGGCGAGGUGCCCGUCUACACGCUCGAGGACGUCCUGGGCGCCGUCAAGGGCCCCUCGCGGUGGACGCUGCGCUUCGACACUGCCGGCUACUUUGGCGAGGAAAACACCUUCUUCCCCGAGGCCACGAUUGUGUUUCGCGUCGAAGAGGGCCAGCAUUACCAUGUGCCGCUGCUGUUGAGUCCGUACAGCUACACCACUUACCGGGGGAGCUAA
Molecule: messenger RNA, 411 nt
Organism: Trichoderma aggressivum f. europaeum
Lineage: Eukaryota; Fungi; Ascomycota; Sordariomycetes; Hypocreales; Hypocreaceae
Exons: 1
Coding region: 1-411 (136 amino acids)
Biological process (GO): purine nucleobase metabolic process
Molecular function (GO): hydroxyisourate hydrolase activity
Source: RefSeq, a predicted model, not a curated record